AUGCACUGGAAGGGAUUGCGAAUUGGUUCUUCCGAUAGCAAUGAGGCCAAACGACGGAGCUACCUAUUCGAGCCAAACGCGCAAGCCCGCCAUAGCGAACAAAUCCCACGUCCUACACUCUCUACGACCGCACUCAAUCCAAGACACUCUGAGUCCGCUUCUCGUUCUCCCUCUCUGGCCGGCCCAGAAUUCGACGAACAAUUGAAUGAAGGACAAGGCAACAAUCAUCUCACGAAAACGCCCAGUCGCACCGAUGACCCAAGCCCGAGACCGAGGAAUCCUGGUCAUUUGCCUUUGCCGGGAAGCGGUCCCAAUUGGCGCAUAAACCGGUUUAGCUUCAUGAGACUCCGCCAUGCGUCAGAUCCUCAGUUGUCUAAAUCUUAUGCUAAAGGAGAAAAAGAUAUUCCCCCCGUGCCUGAACUUCCCCCUCCUACUAUAAUCACAACUGCGCCGACCAAUCAUGAAAUCGAUGAGCCGGUGAAGCGGAAAACGAAAUUCAAAUUCUUUCAGGAUAACAGGAAGUCUUCAACAGACGAACUUCCUUCCGAACAGGGUAGCCUUAAUGGAAGACCUCGACAUGUCGCUCAGGCUUCGACAGGAUCACAAGCCGCAGAUAUCAGUCGAGCAUUACAUCGCGUGAGUGGUGAGGAGCCGGGCCGUCUAUCAACCACAUCGAUUCGAAGCAACGGUCGGGAUCAUCCCAGCGAGUCGAAUCGUUCUUCGGUAGUAGACGUGCGAUUUUCCGAGUCGUCACGUUCCGAUCAGAGCGCAGGCGACCAUGGAGUCGCCCGCCCAGUGCACUCGAAUGAAGGCUCAAUAUCCAGCGCCAAAAAGUUCCGAAUGCCACGUUUGAAACGAAAUCGCACGCCUCUCUUCCCACUACCGCCGAAGCCCCUUGUGUCACAGUCAAUGAAUGGUCGGACCCCUAGAUCCUUGAAUGGUCAAACAGUUGCCAAACCAUCCACACCCGAAGGGCAAGACCAGGACAAUAUCUCUCCGCUACCCUCGCCUUCGCGUUCCGCGGGUGUCGCCUCCCCGCGACCGCCUCUUUUGAGAAACGACUCGGCCAAUUCGACCCAUUCCGCGCGUUCGACCCCCUCAACCAGGAAUCGAAACUCCCUGACCACGCGCGCGCGAUCGUCAACAUUGGACUCUUUGGCGAACAUACGUUCCAGCGAGCCGCAAGCGUCACCUCACUUGACACCCUCUGGACGUACGUCGACCUCAACUAGCGGGCGGAAAAGCUUCGGUGAUAUAUUCAACAUCCCGCAGCGACUCCGACAGAAUUCCGAGCCACCCUUCCCUCGCAGUGGGUCACCUGCCACCCGGGGGGCCGAGACUCCCGUCACGAAGACCCCAUCCUAUCCGGCGCGACAAGAGGACGAUACACCAGCUACGUAUCUAGAGCGCUUAGAAGCCGAGGUCUCGAAAAGCGCCAUUGCCAGUGUCCUUUCGCAAUCCAACGACGAGUUCUACAAAAAUGCCCUGCGCAAAUAUAUGCGGGGAUUUUCGUUUUUUGGCGACCCAAUUGACAUGGCCAUCCGAAAGCUAUUGAUGGAAGUUGAAUUACCAAAGGAGACGCAGCAGAUUGAUCGAUUCCUUCAGAGCUUCGCCGACCGAUACCACGAAUGCAACCCCGGUAUCUUUGCGAAUCCAGACCAGGCAUAUUUCAUCGCCUUCUCGAUCCUCAUUCUGCACACUGAUGUCUUCAAUAAGAACAAUAAGCGCAAAAUGCAGAAGCCUGACUAUGUCAGGAACACUCGCGGGGAGGGCAUCUCAGAAGAUAUUCUUGAGUGCUUCUACGAGAAUAUCUCCUAUACGCCCUUCAUUCAUAUUGAGGACAACAACCCCAAUGGACGUCAUCUCGCCAAGCCCCGACGGGCUUUGUUCAGGACCGCUAGCUCAGAUCACUUGGGUAAAGAGCCAGUAGAUCCUUAUACCUUGAUCAUGGACAACAAGCUUGAUUCUCUUCGGCCAAGCCUCAAGGAUGUCAUGAAUCUAGACGAUACGUACCGCUGCGAUGGCACGGAAGGACCGCCAGACAUUGAAAGUCUCCACCGUGCGUUUUCGAAGUCCGCAGUCCUGCAGAUUGUCUCCGCACGGUCUCGACCGGACGCUUUCAUGCCAUCGAGCAUGGAGAAUCCGAUUGAUUCGAGCCCGGGUUUGGUGGACAUCAAAGUGGCAAAGGUCGGAUUGCUAUGGCGCAAGGAUCCGAAGAAGAAAAAGGCCCGAUCUCCGUGGCAGGAAUGGGGUGCUCUUCUGACCUUUUCGAAACUGUACUUUUUCCGGGACGUCAACUGGGUGAAAUCCUUAAUCCACCAACACGAGUCACACGUCAAGGAAGGUCGCCGUCGGGCCGUUACCUUCAGACCACCUCUUACUGACUUCAAGCCUGAUGGCAUGAUGCCGACCGAAGAUGCUGUCGCGUUACUGGAUGCUAGUUACAAGAAGCAUAAGAAUGCGUUUGUCUAUGUCCGUUCAAACGCCAUAGAAGAGGUUUUUCUUGCCAAUUCGGAGUCUGAUAUGAACGAUUGGUUGGCAAAGCUCAACUACGCGGCCGCUUUCAAAACAACCGGUGUUCGAAGCAAAGGAAUGAUAGCCACCAACUACGAGGCGCAGCGCAAUCGCAUGAGCCGCAGAGGGUCCGCUGCAUCCUUGGCAGACCGAGAACCGCCCUCACCUAACCCCGCGACCGACAUUGGCGAGGACUUGCUCGCAUCACAGAGUCAAUUGAUGCGCCUAAAGAUUCGGGAGGCCAACGAAAAGUUAUUUGUUAGCCAAAGGCAGCUUGACGAUCUACUGCGAAACGCGAGACAUCUACAAGUUCUGACCCCUGUGCACUCCAGAGCCCGCGAACAGGUCAUCAUGGCGGCUGGACGCAUGGCUGCGAAGCUCAAAUGGGUGAGACAGGACAUAUGGCGGACCAGGUGUUACCGAGAGGUGCUCGUCCGUGAUCUUGGCGAGGAACUGAACGAGGCCCAACCCACGACCGACCCCAAACGUCUUCAACUGGAGAUUCCCGCUUCAACCGCUACCAACACCGUGGAAGGACCCUGCGAGGAAACUGGGACCAUCAAAGUUAUCUCCCCAAUUCGGGAAGCUUCUCCACAUCCCAACUCCGCAAAGCCACCAUCCAUCUCCCAGGCCUCUUCACACCCUGCCUCGGCGGACGUGAGGCGGCCGAGCAUUCCGGCAUCCUUCGCUUCGUUCGACCAACCUGAUCGCGCUGGUAGACGUCUAUCUGUUGAUGCUAUUAAGGAGCGUGCUAUGUCAAGCUCCCCUGAUCGUGCUAACCGGCUCACUCGUGAAGCCUCCGUUCUGAGCGCAGCUAGCAGAUUCGAUGUCGCAAGCCUCGGCUCCCACGCGUCUAAGCUUACUGUGCCCAACAGUUUCGAUGAGGGGGAAGAGCGCAUCCUUCGGGAAACCAAUCUACUCGAAGUCUCACGACGACCAUCGCUUGCUUCUAAGGAGGGCGAAACUGACCCGAAGCACAAUGACACUCAACCCAGGCCUUCGAUCGAUCGCGCGAGCCGAAUUCGCCGCAGUCUUCAUCGCACCCUCCGCGAUGCGCCGAGUGUGAACGGGAAUUAUCCACGGAGCAAGAAAUCACGCGACUCAACAUCUAGCUUGGGCGCGCUUGAGGAUGCGCAAGGUACGCACGACAAUGAGGGACUCUCGAGAAAGUCAGCCAGCUUCACCGUGCACGGUAAAAAGGCUUCAAUUGUCACCUUUGGCAGCGAAUGGCAGAAUAUGCCGCCGGAGGAGCGCCUAAAGCUACGGAAACCUACUCCAUCGGAUGAACCACGAGCAUCAGAUUCCGCGAUAGGCAGCGGUACUGAGUCCAUUGCCUCUGAAAACAACUUGCAUCCGCGUUACCCGCACUCUCUGCGGAGUACC
Messenger RNA from Aspergillus saccharolyticus JOP 1030-1, 3897 nucleotides. Its product is annotated as Arf family guanine nucleotide exchange factor SYT1. The record is from RefSeq and is a predicted model, not a curated record. Gene Ontology annotation, molecular function: guanyl-nucleotide exchange factor activity. The transcript is spliced from 3 exons. NCBI's taxonomy places the organism in Eukaryota, Fungi, Ascomycota, Eurotiomycetes, Eurotiales, Aspergillaceae. Gene Ontology annotation, biological process: regulation of ARF protein signal transduction. The annotation marks the transcript as partial.